AUGGACAAGUUUCAAUAUCGCCCAAUUAUAGAGACCGAUGCUAAUGACGCUAUACGAAUAAUCCAUCUACAUCCCGGCCAAAACACCGAUGACAUACGAUGCGGAUUGGCCCAUGUAUCUCUUUCCGACUCCCCAAUCUACGAUGCAGUAUCUUAUGUCUGGGGUGAUACCUCCUACAGUGUGCCAAUCAUCUGCGACGGUGCCCGCUUGGCCAUCACAAGAAAUCUAUAUGACUUUUUGCGGCAGGUCCGCGAUGUCCAAAAAACACUAACCCUGUGGGCAGACGCAAUCUGCAUCGACCAAAGCAACAUCACGGAACGGAAUUCUCAAGUCCAGCGCAUGCGCUGUAUUUACUCAAAGGCUCAGCGGGUUCUGGUCUGGCUGGGACCUGCAGACGAUGGCAGCGACGAGGCCAUGCAAGUAGUACGGCGGCUAAAUGGCAGAGACGCCCGCACGGAAAACCCUCUCUUGUCGUACACGGGGGCUAGGAUUGCGCCCAUGAACCACCCUGUUUGGGGUUAUCUGGCUGAUCUGUUCAAUCGGCCCUAUUUCCAGCGUGUCUGGGUAGUGCAGGAGGUGGCGCUCUCGCAGUCAGCAACGGUGUUGUGUGGGUCGUCAUCAGCCAGCUGGGAGGAACUCAUCCAAGCCGGGUCUUACAUAUACACUACUGGACUUUCAAGGUUCCUGGGCAGGGUUGGAUUAAAUGUGGUCAGUAAUAUCGAGCUAGCAAGGCAAGAUCAUGUCCGGUCAAUUACGCGCCCUCCACUGAACCUCUUGCUUCGGCAGCGAGAUUGCGUGGCCACUGAUGCUCGAGACCAGGUAUUCGCUUUGUACGGCAUGUCGGAAGAUGUGUUCCACGAACUUGGUCUGGAUCCCGACUACGGAAUCAAGACUGCUCAAUUAUAUCGCGACAUCGCCGUCAGGAUUCUUAAGAAGUCCUUGAAUUUGGACAUCCUUGGUGCCCCUAGGAGCCUCGUGCCUCAGGGCUCUGUGGGGGAGACUCUACCAUCCUGGAUUCCAGACUGGAGCGACACCAACGUGACACACUCGUUAUUGCGACUGGAGACCCAACUAGACGGCCUCCCUUUCAAAGUCUCAUGCGGAUCCAGCAGUUCUCCAAUCUUCUCCUCCGACUACAGCCGCCUCGGCAUAGAAGGCUACAUCGUCGAUUCCAUUUCCGCGAUCAGCCUCACCCUCUCCAACACCGAACCCGUCAACAUCCGCGCACACUACCUCAAUAUAUGGAAGCAACAAGUCCUGUCAUUCCGCGCCCAACAGAUGCAAUUCCACUCUAUAGACCGCGUCACGCAGCUCCGUUCCAAAAAAACCUACUACGGCCAAGACCCCAUGGACGUCUACUGGAUCACGCUGCGCGGCGGCCACACGCCCGAAGGUGUCGCGAAAGCGCGCGAGGCGUUUCGCGCAUGGGACAAGAGCUUCCACGCGCUGAGUCCGCCGUGGUUUAACAAGCAUUUCUUGCUGCUUUUCUUCCUCGCUAGCUUCGGCAUCAUGGCCGCACUGACCCUCGUCAGGCACAAGCUUAGUAUCGACACGCCGCUGGUGAAACCCGAAUUCGACUUCAUCAACGGCUGCGCCAUCCGGCAGCGACGCGUGUUCCGGACCAAAGGCGGCUUCGUCGGCCUCGGGCCCGGAUCCGUCGAAACGGGCGACCAUGUUGCGUUGUGCAAGGGCGGGAAGCUGCCGCUUGUGCUCCGCAAGCAAGGCGGCGACUACGAGCUGCUCGGCGACAGUUUUAUUUACGGCAUGAUGAAUGGCCAGCGAUGGGACGACCGAAAGUGUCAUCGAAUAUGGCUCGUGUAA
Rhinocladiella mackenziei CBS 650.93 is the source of this 1821-nucleotide messenger RNA. RefSeq lists its product as uncharacterized. The record is from RefSeq and is a predicted model, not a curated record. Lineage: Eukaryota; Fungi; Ascomycota; Eurotiomycetes; Chaetothyriales; Herpotrichiellaceae. The transcript has a single exon. The coding region runs from base 1 to 1821 and encodes 606 amino acids.